GGCGCCUAUUGGUUGUUGAGCAAGGGCUUUUUCUUUAGCGUUGUCUUGCUGCAUUUUGUUGCAGUCCACAGUGCAUGGCAGUCCCAGUCAGCUCAGGGGCUCUUCAAGUAUUUGAUUUAUGACCUAAGUAGCUGAGCAGGCUAGUAAGAACAGAAAAAACAAGCUACUUUGUAGGCUAGUACACUUUCAUCUUAGACUACUUUGAUUGGGUGAGGAUUUUUCUCAGCUCACGGAGUGUGAACUGUCUUAUUGUGUGACCCUCCACUCUGUCCAUCGGAGACUCUGAGACCAAAGGGGGCUUUCCCUGCCGUCUCCAGCCCAGCCUCGUCUCCCCAGCACAUGCGGCUCAGCAUGAAUGAGGCCCACAUCCUACUUGCUAGCAGCAAGUGAAACCGAGUGGGGGCCUGGGGGUCAGCACCCAGCUCAGGAACUUGAGGGCAAGGCCGUGGGGUCCUUCUUCCCACCCCGCAGGACCCUGCAGUCUCCAGCGUCACUUCCGCGGAUGUGGCCACCAGAGUCCCUGCCUGAGCCUGGAGAGUGUGCAUGGGCUUCUAAGAGCAUGAGGGAGACCUGAAGAUGGGGGCGAAGAUCCUCGAGGCCCCCAAGGAGCUCGUCCCGAACCCUUCUGGAGUCAGCAGCUACAAUCUGAAGAAAACAUUUGUUAAAAUGUACACGUGAAAUAAGAGAAAGGACACAGGGGCCAAGCUGGUUGCCCACAGGUGCCCCCACCCUGUCUCAAGGAGUGGACACCCAGUCCUGAGCCCAUCCUAAGGGGUCAGAGAUGGCCCUGACCCCCCAGUCCCCGAGCAGUUUCCCUGGGCUGGCUGACACUGGCAGCUCUGUGCCUGAGCCGCCUGGUGGCUUCAAUGCAACCCUCAACAGCUCCUGGGCCAGCCCCACGGAGCCCAGCUCCCUGGAGGACCUGGUGGCCACGAGCACCAUUGGGGCGCUAUUAUCAGCCAUAGGUGUGGUGGGCGUGGUGGGCAAUGCCUACACGUUGGUGGUCACCUGCCGCUCCCUGCACGCUGUGGCCUCCAUGUACAUCUACGUGGUCAACCUGGCACUAGCCGACCUGCUCUAUCUGCUCAGUAUCCCCUUCAUCGUGGCCACCUACGUCACCAAGGAGUGGCACUUUGGGGACGUGGGCUGCCGUGUGCUCUUCAGCCUGGACUUCCUUACCAUGCACGCCAGCAUCUUCACGCUGACCGUCAUGAGCAGCGAGCGCUACGCCGCGGUGCUGCGGCCGCUGGACACAGUGCAGCGCUCCAAGGGCUAUCGCAAGCUACUGGCGCUGGGCACCUGGCUGCUGGCGCUGCUGCUGACGCUGCCCGUGACGCUGGCCAUGAGGCUGGUGCGCCGGGGCCCCAAGAGCCUGUGCCUGCCGGCCUGGGGCCCACGUGCCCACCGUGCCUACCUGACGCUGCUCUUCGCCACCAGCAUCGCGGGGCCGGGGCUGCUCAUCGGGCUGCUCUACGCGCGCCUGGCCCGCGCCUACCGACGCUCGCAGCGUGCCUCCUUCAAGCGGGCCCGGCGGCCGGGAGCGCGCGCGCUGCGGCUGGUGCUGAGCAUCGUGCUGCUCUUCUGGGCCUGCUUCCUGCCCUUCUGGCUGUGGCAGCUGCUCGCCCAGUACCGCGAGGCCCCGCUGGCGCCGCGGACUGCGCGCAUCGUCAACUACCUGACCACCUGCCUCACCUACGGCAACAGCUGCGCCAACCCCUUCCUCUACACACUGCUCACCAGGAACUACCGCGACCACCUGCGCGGCCGCCCGCGGGGCCCGGGGAGCGGGGGAGGCCGGGGGCCGGUUCCCUUCCUGCAGCCCCGAGCCCGCCUCCAGCGCGGUUCGGGCCGUUCCCUGUCCUCCUGCAGCCCGCAGCCCACCGAGAGCCUCGUGCUGGGCCCAGUGGCCCCAGCCAGGUCUGCACCCAAGGGUCCCAGGGCUUCUACAUGAGCACCAGGAGGGGCGGCUGGAGUCCAGGCGGGUACGCGCCCCAAAGCCGGGGGCACUCCCAAGAGUCUCCCACUCCCAAUUCAGGCUCCGCCCCACUGCCUCAGUCCCCCUGCAGAAAUAUCCCGCUGGCUUCUGCUCAGCACCCUCCCCUUAAUGCCCGGAAGCACCCACCACCUCCCUGGGAAUCUCCUGGAGGCUCCACCCAGUCCCGGCUUCUGGAGUUCAUGGCUUCCUCACGGAGGGCAGCAGGCGCCAGUGCCAGUUAUGUGGAGACCGUGGCUGCUGCCGGCCCCUACUCUCCUCUCAGCCAGUGGCCCUGCAGCUCCUGUCCCUGCCUGUGCGGCUCCAUCCCUUGUGGCUUUGGCACGGGAACAAUAAACCCUGACCUGGCAUCCAUGCCCUGCCUCAACGCAGGGAUGCCACGUCUGAGGAGUGGGAGAAUCUGCCGGCAGGAUCUCUCGGACGACCUGCAGCUCAUGGAGAAGCCUGCGGGUUUGGCUGGGGUGCAGGUGCACCUGCCUUUGAGGCCUGUGCAGGCAGCUGGUCUGGCACCUGAUGUGAAGGGGGAAGGUGGCCAGGAGGGAGGCUCUGGCAGCAUAGGCUGAAGGGUGGAGCAGGAAGGCACUGCUCAGAAAAGGCCUGAGGCUUCAGGUGCAAAAAGCAAGUGUCCAGCCAAGGCCGUUGGCCGGACCUGCAGGCCCCCAGCCUCCCACCCACAUUGGGCUCAGGUCUUAUCCGGAAUGGAAUCCAGACCCCCCCCCCUCCACAGCACCCUUGGCAGUCUCUGCCCCACUCACCCCUCACUGCCUCCUGGACAGACUCUUGCCCCUGCUCCCAGCUUGGCCAACCAUCCUCUGUCUGGCAGCUGCUCCUCUCCAGCCCCCAACCAAGCCCUGGACCCUGCACAGCCUCUCCCAGCCUGGCCUCCCCUCCCCACCCCAUGGCCAUGCCCAGGCUCCCAGCCCCUUGGGGCUCCAUCUGAACACUAGGGUGGGGUCAUGCCCGCUUAGUCCCUCCAGUGCCCACCCCUCCGUGGGGUAAGCAUAGCUCACAGGCUUUGGGAAGGAGUGUGCAGCUGCUGUCCCCAGGGCCUCCUGGAAGAGGUACUAUGCCUACAGGUCUCCCCUGGAGUUAAGAGAGUGCUCUGGAACUAGACGCUGGUGACUGGGCAAUGCUGUGAUGAACCAGUGCCACAGAACUGUGCACUGAAUGUGGUUAAAAUGUGGCGACUUCUGCCAUGAGUGUUUUACCUUAAAAACAAAAAGAUCCCACUCCCAACCUUGCUCCUCUGUGAAAAUCAAAAUAGAGAUUGAUGUAUGUCCCACUCCUGAAUACAUGUAAAAUUUGUGCUAAAGUAGCUUCUUUGAAAAUGGUUUAUAACCUGUAGAUUGUAAUUAUUUGGGAGAUGGCUUACAUGUAAAAUCCCAUCUAUCUGUGCUAAAGUAUCUUCUAUGAAAAUGGUUUAUAACCUGUAGAUUGUAAUUAUCCGGGAGAUGGCUUACAUGUAAAAUCCCAUCUUUGGGUUGUGUGAUUUUUGCUUUCUCCGAAUAAAUCUGAUUAUUAAAGUUCAGGAAAAAAAAAAAAAAAAACAGCAAGUUGCU
Callithrix jacchus (white-tufted-ear marmoset) is the source of this 3552-nucleotide messenger RNA. It is a transcript of the gene UTS2R, whose product is annotated as urotensin 2 receptor. The record is from RefSeq and is a predicted model, not a curated record. NCBI's taxonomy places the organism in Eukaryota, Metazoa, Chordata, Mammalia, Primates, Cebidae. Gene Ontology annotation, cellular component: plasma membrane. Gene Ontology annotation, molecular function: urotensin II receptor activity. Gene Ontology annotation, biological process: neuropeptide signaling pathway; blood vessel diameter maintenance; regulation of blood pressure.